Molecule: messenger RNA, 2903 nt
Organism: Setaria italica (foxtail millet)
Lineage: Eukaryota; Viridiplantae; Streptophyta; Magnoliopsida; Poales; Poaceae
Exons: 2
Coding region: 315-2711 (798 amino acids)
Source: RefSeq, a predicted model, not a curated record
CUCUUUGUCUUACUCCAAGCAGCACAGUGGAGUAUAACCAAUGCCGCUGCUGAGCCCGAAUCCGCCAUCUCAGACAUAAAAAAUCGAAUCACCUUGGUUCCAUGAUUCGUGCUGUCUUGGCUUCCCAUUCGAUUAAACACCGUGUGUCAGACUGUCAGUGGAUUUGGGAGGAAAGGCAAUCAAUCAGCAGGACCAAAGCAUGAGCAUCGAUCGACGGUAGCGAUCCGCCGUGGAUAGUCCUCGCUUCUUCCAUGCAAGGUGAUCAGUAGAGCCCCGGCAACUUCUCCCGCAGCUGGUAGUGCAGCUGAGCGGACAUGGAUGGAGGGAAUCUGAUCACAAAUUGCUCCACCGCGGGAUUCGACCAAUGCUCCUCCUACACGCUUUGCUCAGUCGAUAACAUCAUCAAGGCAACCUUCCACAAGAGCAUCAGAGGGCAGAUAUGGCGGGUUAACGCGCUGGUACUCGCUGGAGGUGUCCUAGCAGGAGUCAUCGUUGGGAUAGGAGCAUGGGGUCAGCGGUACCGCCACCGCCCCACCACCCGCUUUAUCUUCCUCGGAGCCACCACAUUGUUUUUGCCUAUCAUCUCCUCUGUCAUCUCUACCAUUGGCGUGCACCCUGAUUAUCUCAUUCCCUUACCAUCAGACAGCAGUGGCAAGGAGCUGUCAGCGUUGGCCGCGACAUGCAGACCCACUCACUCGGCCGCCCUUGUAGUGUGGGCGUUCCUUGUUCAGAUAGUCAUGAUCAACACUAGCACAAUAGUCUCUGUUGAUGACAGAGAAGGUGAAAGCAAAGGCCCUCCUUUCGAGCUGCUUGUACAGGGGGCAUGGACCCUUUACCUUGGUGGCAGCCUCAUCAAGCAGUUCCCGAAUCAGUUCUUAUUGAAAGAUCUGUUAUUCGAUUCAGUCUUUCCAUUUGCUCUCCUUUGUGCCAAAUUGGCACUGAAAUAUUAUGCCAUUGAGAAGGCACGGCGAUCCUUUGCACUCAGACGCAAUCCCGGACUGGUUUUUGUUUACAUGCAACAGAUAGGAGCACAAGAAGCAAAUCAAAAUCGUGAACCACGAGUAGCUGGGGAAGCAUCCCCUCCCCCACUCUUGCUUAUGGGAGAGGACGAAUUACAAGUGGAGAAGCAUCCUUGCGGGUAUGUGUUCAAGGAUGGCUUGGGGACAAGGUUGGUCAACAACACUGGCUUAGUGACAAUAGACAUGGUUUGGCACAUGGAUAGCAUGCUUCCAAUCUCAACGCCACAACUAAAAGAUAUAUGCUUGUCCUAUGCAUUGUUCAAGUUGUUGCGGUGUCAGUUUGCUAGGUACAAGCUCAUCAAUUCUGGCUCAAUGGGGACCGUUACCUUUUUCCGGAGCUUGUUGCUCAAGGUUGGUGAACAUGACAGGGUGUUUGCGGUGAUUGCGGAUGAGCUUUCAUUUGCUCAUGAUUAUUAUUAUUCAUCGUUCUCAACCUCCUACUCAAAGUUCUGGGUGCCCAUCUUGAGUAUAUUCCUGUCACUCUGGAGCAUAGGUUAUUGGACAGUGUUCAUAGCAUCCAUAAUCUCUAUCAUAGUCGCAGGUACAGAUAUUUGGGGGACAAAGUAUGGCAAUCAUCAACUUCUUUGCAAAAUAUGGUGCAUUAAGCAAUCCUUUGUAAGCGGCCCUUUAGACACGUACAUGGGAAAAUCGCUUUUAGAUAUGGUGCCACUACUUUUGGUUCUUGUGCUAGCCGUGACAGCUGAGGUCAGGGAUGUUGCUUCUUACGUUUGCUCCAACUGGACAAAAGUAACUCUUAUAUGCAGAUACCUACACCGGGCCUCUCCACAACAUUCUCUUUUCGUGCAGAAAUGGGUUAGUCUUUUGUUGCGAUGUACAUGCAAGCUGAUGAAGCACUGGGAUGAAAGAAUGAGCCAGUGCUCAGUCCUGGUACUUCCACGGAGAACAAGGCCACUAGUUCCUUUCAGGCGUCUCCUCCGUUUGCCAGACAACAAGUGGAAGGUCAAGGUACCAGCAGCUGUGAAGGUUAGCAUCAUCAAUGCACUAAGAAGUCUUAAAGAUGGACGUUUGCGGCAUGGUGCAGAAUCUCUACGACAAAGCGAAGUUGGACAAAGGUUCCUCUGGGCUUGCAAUGGAGAAGGUACAUCUGAUACCAUCCUUACAUGGCAUAUUGCCACAUGCAUCCUUGAAGUGAAGUGCCCGUACCGACCUGAUAAGCAACAGGGUUCCCCAAAUUCCAAUUCUGAUCAUAAGAUUGCAGCCACUCACCUGUCACGAUAUUGCGCAUACCUGAUGACCUGGUGUCCGGAUUUGCUUCCUGACAACAGUGCAUGGAGCAAGAGCCUGUAUGAGGCAGUCAAGAAGGAUGCAGAAUGUGCCCUCACCGAGAUCCCUGCGGCAGGGUCGAUGACGCCCGAGGACGAGUACUUGCGGGUGGUUCAGCUACUGAGUGCAAACUCGAAGCAUGAGGUGCUCAAGAAGGGCGUGAAGCUAGGAAAGCAGCUGGUGGUGGAGAUGAUCAACGCUGAGGAGACGGUGUGGAAAUUGCUGGCUCAUUUUUGGUCAGAGAUGAUUCUGUACGUCGCGCCAUCAGACAACCUGAAAGAGCACUCGGAGGCCAUUGCCAGGGGUGGCGAGCUUGUAACACUGAUCUGGGCGUUGCUGUUUCAUGCCGGUAUUGUAAACAGUCCAGGUGAGGACGAGAAAAAUGCUGCUACUGGUGGUGUUGUUUAAUGGUUUGUUUUCUUUUAUUGUUCACGCUUGAUAGGCCACUUUUCUGGAUGAUGCUACAUUGCCGCUUGUUUCUGUAUUUUGGUACUCUUGAGUAUGUACUGUAACAAGUAUCGUUUGGUGUCCUGUAAUAACGUGGAGACUAAAGAUUCACGGAUUCAAACAUAACGUGAAGACUAUAUUUUGGUGACUUGA